This is a messenger RNA of Chroicocephalus ridibundus (black-headed gull), 3622 nucleotides long. It is a transcript of the gene SHISA2, whose product is annotated as shisa family member 2. The coding region runs from base 214 to 1089 and encodes 291 amino acids. The transcript is spliced from 2 exons. The record is from RefSeq and is a predicted model, not a curated record. NCBI's taxonomy places the organism in Eukaryota, Metazoa, Chordata, Aves, Charadriiformes, Laridae.
GCGCCGGACGGGGCGCACGGGCGGCGGGCGAAGGGUCGCCUUCUUCUUCCUCUUCUUCCUCCUGCUGCCUUCGCCCAUGGGCGCGGCGCAGGGCAUGAGGAGGCGUCGGCGGCGGGAAUCCCCGCAGCGCGGCGGCGGCGGCUGCCUGCUCCGGGGGGCCGUUCGGCGCUGCCCCGCGGCGGGGGGGCUCUGACCCGCCGCCUCGGCGGCGCCAUGCGGGGCUGGCGGCUGCUGGAACCGUUGGGCUGGUUGUUGUUGCUGCUGCUGCUGCUGCUGCUGCUGGCGGCGAGGGCGGCGGGCAGCGGGGAGUACUGCCACGGCUGGCUGGACGGGCAGGGAGGCUGGCGGGACGGUUUCCAGUGCCCCGAGCGCUUCGACGGCGGCGACGCCACCAUCUGCUGCGGCAGCUGCGCCCUCCGGUACUGCUGCUCCAGCCCCGAGGCGCGGCUGGACCAGGGAGCCUGCGACAACGACCGGCGGCAGGGCGGCGGCGAGGCGGGGAGGCCCGGCAAGGACGGCCCCGACGGGGCGGCAGUGCCCAUCUAUGUGCCGUUCCUUAUCGUUGGAUCUGUAUUUGUCGCCUUCAUCAUCUUGGGGUCGCUGGUGGCGGCUUGCUGCUGCAGAUGCCUGCGGCCCAAGCAGGAGCCCCAGCAGAGCCGGGCCCCGGGGGGCACCCGCCUGAUGGAGACUAUCCCCAUGAUCCCAAGUGCCAGCACCUCCCGGGGCUCCUCCUCCCGCCAGUCGAGCACCGCCACCAGCUCCAGCUCCAGCGCCAACUCGGGGGCCAGAGCCCCCCCGACCAGGUCCCAGACCAACUGCUGUUUGCCAGAAGGGACCAUGAAUAACGUCUAUGUCAACAUGCCGACGAACUUCUCAGUGCUGAACUGCCAGCAGGCCACCCAGAUUGUGCCCCACCAGGGGCAGUACCUGCACCCCCAGUACGUGGGCUACGCCGUGCAGCAUGACUCGAUGCCGCUCACCCCGGUACCCCCCUUCCUCGACGGUUUGCAGAGCGGCUACAGGCAGAUCCAGUCUCCCUACCCGCACACCAGCAGCGAACAGAAGAUGUACCCAGCUGUGACGGUGUAGUGCUGACGCCUUCCUCCCCCUCCCCACCCAACAGAUUUUAAUACCUAAACUGAACGGAGGAGAAAUACUUCCUCGGAACGAAGCUCCCAGAACAUCACUUGUAAAUAAAUUUUGAAAGGCUCAUGCAUGUCAGACAGUGUUUAUAAACCAUUUAUUUUCAUCGGGGUCCGUUGCCAGAAACUGUAGGAUGAUAUCUCUGAAUUAACGUUGCCAGAUACGCUCUCAUUCCAGUGCAUGAUUUACAGCGGCGAAGGAUUACGCUGAAAAUGCAUAUGCAUUUCAGAUCACUGUACUUGCGAGAUAAAUGCCGGAGCCAUUAAGUGCCCUUCAGGUAUGACAUGGUCAGAAGUAUUUGCCUAAUUAAUUCAUAGAAAGAGUUUUGUUACACUGUACAAGACCGCAGUACUUAAGAAACCUCUUUUCUCCUCUACUAGCUCCUUAAUGGUAUUUCCCGUUGCUUUACAGACAAUCACCACCGAGAGCUGAACAGUGCAAUCCCUGCGUGCCGGGUGCUGGUACCAGCCCCCGUGGUUUCUUACGCACCCCCGGUUCGGGGUGAAAUGCCACGAAAGGCUGGGUCUUGCAAAGACCAAUUUUCCUUGUCCCGGGUAUUUAUGUAGGAAUUAGAAGAGUGUGAGUUAUUCGGCUCUUCCUUCCAGUGCACUUGAAACCCUUCUUGACUUGGUUUGGCCUAAAGAUCAGGACCCAGUAGUGGUUUGCACAGACUUUGUUUACCUUUGUGAACUUUUUGCUAAAAACAGGGUACGAGGUGCUUGCUCUUCCUGACGCUCAGCAAAGCUUUUGGUACAGCCAGCAGCGUCGGGGCCGAAACUGCCUCUGCAGAGAAAGGUCGUACUGUGACGCCAAACACGCCUGAUUUAACCUCACUUCCCAUGAAACAGUAAACCCGUGUGAAUGAAUGCACUUCAAAUUGUCAGCCCCAGGCCCUGCUUGCCAUCGAGGCAAAAAAAUUCAAAGGAAAUUUUGUAGGAAAACGGGCUUCGUCCCUCCGCCAGCCCCCUCCGGGUCCCCAGCCCUGCUCGCUGGGGGCCACACAGAGCCACCCCAACCUGGGCAUGGUGGGGCUGGUGGAGGUUUGAAACCCAUCCCAUUUUCUUCUUUCCCCGCGGGGCGGAGGAGUAGGAAGGCACAGCGGUAUUUAAAAACAAGGCAAAAGGCACAACUAAAGGAUGAAGGUGCUUGUGGCUCCCUGUGAUGCUGCAGGGGGCGGGGAGGAGGUUUGGUGCUGGGGGGGGGGGGCACUUUGCAUUGGAGCUGCUGCCUCCGUCUUGCUUUGCUUUGCCUGGGGAAAAAUACCUCUCCAGGUGGAAGAGGCGACAGCGUGCUGGGAAUAAUCAGACCGUGCUAAUGGUAACAUGUCAUCCCAGAUGCAAGAAACUAUUUAAGGCUGGUUUUGUCUCUUAAAAAAAACAACGUAGUCUCUGCAUUUCCAUCCAUUUGUUCUUCAGCCAAAACGCCCCAACAGAGGGCUGAGGGCAUACAGCAAAACCGGGCAAUUACUGUAACCAGACCAGAGCUGAUUGAUAAAAGGUUUCUUAUUGUCUGAUACUGUAUCAGUAUGUAGCAAUAACUGUGAUACUACUAUUUUUUGUAUGUCCGUUUUUAAAUUCCGCAUAGGUGCGGAAGCGUUGCCAAAUCCCAUGGUUUACUUGUAAACAUGCCACACACAGGCGGUCUGCAGCGGGCAGAAAUGGUCUGACCACUGACACGGGAAAAUGAAUAGGUCAUUUAUCCCAGACCUGCCGUUCCCUGGCCGCGAUCGCCCAUUUGGACAAAAAGAUUGGCUUAGGGGACCCGGCUCCCCUGCCCAGCCAGGCUGGGCGGCUUCGGCAAAGCAGCGACCGGCUGCUGGGGGCGUUGGGUGGCUGCUCUGCUCAGCCCACACAGCUCAGGGCAUCUCCAAAGGCAGUACGUGCACGACAGCUGGGUGCUGCCAGGCUUUUGAAGGACCCAGCGUCCACUCGGGUCUCGUGGGGAUUGAGAUUUCUACCUGCCCACGUUGCAGGUCGGUCACACUGACCUUCCAAAGCUGGGUACGGGGGCUCGGAUGCCUUCAGCUGCUGGUGGCUUUGGCAGGAGCUGGAAGUGCUUGGCCCCAGGUGAGACGUGGCCGGACAACAAGCCCAUCCACCCAUUUGUGAUCUUGCCCAACUGCCUUGCACGUGCCCUGGCAAGGACACCUCCUCUGACCUAUGAAAUUCAGGUGAACCUCUUUGUAUAUUGUUUACUUGUUUAAAAAAAAAAAAAAAAGAAAAGAAAAGAAAAAAGAAUAAGUUAAAUUUAAGUCUGUAGAAAUUAAUUUACAACUGAAGGCGGAGACACCUGAGUUGUAAUAAAAGGAAGUUUGUGAGAUGUGGUGUUUUUUUUAAUGUCAUGUACAAUAAUGUAAAACCAAUGUUACCAUUUGAUAUAGCUUUUAAAUCUCUGGAAGGACACUUGCUUUAAAGUGUUUCUUACAAAUGAAGGAAAAAAAAAGCCCCCUUUGUUUCUUAAUAAAUACUUUAUGGUGUGA